AUGGAUAAAGAUAAUCGGGAUGAUUUCACCUUUGCAAAGUUGUCAGACAUCAAGCACCCCGUAACGUUCAGAAUAUCUCAGCUUGAAGGCGUUCGACGGCCAAAGUCUGUCACGGAGUUGCUACAACACCCCGAACUUCGCUUUCACGGUAUUCAAUCACCAACACUUUCAGAUCUCUACGUUACUUGCCAGCUCGUCGCUGAUAACAAGCCAUUGACCAUUCCCUUCCGAACAUCCUUUAAAUCAUUCAAGAAUGCAUAUACAUGGAAUGAAUGGAUCACGCUACCAAUCCGUUACUGUGAUUUACCACUAAGCUCGCAGAUCACCUUCACCGUUUGGGACAUCGGGGGACCGAGAACUGCCGUGCCGGUAGGAGGGUCAACAUUUCGUUUGUUUGGAAAGAAGUGGACGCUCCGGCGUGGAAAACACCGUCUGCUCCUUUGGCCUGGAUUGGAGGCGGACGGGUCGGUCGAGUCAACAACACCCAGCAAGAUGGCCACACCAGAUGAGAUGGGCCGUUUGGAGAAGCUUGUCAAGAAGUACGAGCGUGGCGACCUUCCGAAGUCUGACUGGCUUGACAAAAUGGCAUUCAGAAAGAUGGAGGAGAUUCAUGCAGUAAGACUAGCAGGUGAAACGGAGAAAUCAGACGACCUCUUCCUCUAUGUCGACUUGCCACGAUUUGAUUUUCCUGUCAUAUUCAGCGAACCGGAAGUUGCCCCUCCUCCGUCAACAGUUACAACCAUUUCGGCGGUCGUUCAACCUCCUGCUGCACCUUCAAUAUCAUCUUCCUUUGACAAUGACACGAACCUAUGGAGUAUUGUCGAUCCAGAUGUCAUGCACGAAAAUCCAGUCGAGGACAAACAUCGUCGUUUAGUGCGAAGUCACCGAAGCAGCCCUUACGACAGGGAAUUAAAACCCAACGCUAAAAUUAGGGACGAUCUGGGACAAAUCCUCAACUACUCUCCUAGUCAACAAUUAACAUCGGAAGAAAAGGACCUCAUCUGGAAAUUUCGUUUCUAUCUUGCCAGGGACAAGCGAGGUCUGACCAAGUUUUUGAAGUCGGUUACGUGGCGCGACUCGUCAGAAGUGAAGCAAGCUGUGGAGGAAUUGUUGCCUCAAUGGACAGAAAUCGAUACGGACGACGCACUCGAAUUACUAGGACCAGGCACCCUAGAUUCGAGAGUCAGAGCGUUUGCAGUCAAACAACUCAGCAGAGCGGACGAUGACGAGCUACUGCUCUACCUGCUGCAACUUGUUCAAUCCCUCAAAUUCGAGAGCACGGCUAGCGAUCAGCGUGCUAUCUCCUACGACGACAGUGGGUUGACCGACUUUCUCAUCGGACGGGGGGUGAAAAACCCAGUUUUGGGCAACAGGCUUUACUGGUAUCUCAUGGUUGAAGUAGCACUCGAAGACAGGGUGAUGGCAAAGAUGUAUGGCCGCGUCGUUUUCAGGUUUAUGAACAAGAUCUUAGAGGUAUACAAUGGCUCCGAGAGGCGUGAGCUCAUGCGCCGCCAGGGGUUGAUGGUCGAUACACUUGCAAAACGCGCUCGAGAACUUCGCACAUCGAAAGACCCACGACCAAAGAAAAUUGAAAAGCUCCGGUCAAUUAUCUCAGACUCGAAGAACAAUCUUGCUUCGAUGCCCCCGCUUCCACUUCCUCUCAACGCGACAAUAGAAGUUACUGGAAUAAUUGCCGAAAAAUCUUCGGUUUUCAAGUCUAACCUCUACCCCCUCCUUUUGUUUUUUCAAUGCUCAGACGGCUCGGAAUAUCCAAUCAUAUUCAAAGAUGGGGAUGACAUGCGCCAGGAUCAACUUGUCAUCCAACUCUUCACUCUGAUGGAUCAGUUGUUGAGAAAGGAAAAUCUAGAUCUAAAAUUAAGCCCGUACAACGUUCUUGCGACAGGCCCACUGCAAGGCAUGGCCCAAUUUAUCCCGAGCAAAACUAUUGCAGCUAUUUGUAGCGAGCAUGGAAAUCUGUUGAAUUAUCUUAGGGUAAGUAAUCCUGAUGAAGGGAGUGUAGGCACCUGGGGCGUCGAACCAAGCGUGAUCGAUACCUUUGUACGCAGCUGUGCGGGGUAUUGCGUUGUGACGUACCUACUUGGAGUCGGAGAUCGUCAUCUUGAUAACCUGUUAGUUGCUCCCGAUGGUCAUUUCUUUCAUGUCGAUUUUGGAUAUAUUCUUGGGCGAGAUCCCAAACCAUUCCCACCACCUGUAAAGGUUUGCAAAGAGAUGGUCGACUGUAUGGGGGGUCCUCAGUCCCCCCAUUAUAUGCGCUUCAAGAACUUUUGCUUCACCGCCUUCACUAUUCUUCGGAAAAGCGCCAAUCUUAUUUUGAACUUGGUAUCUCUCAUGGUGGAUGCGAAUAUCCCAGACAUCAAACAUCGAGAUGUUCACGAACAAAUCCAAGAGAAGUUCCGAUUAGAUCUAACAGAAGAAGACGCCAUCAAGCACUUUGAGGACCUACUGAAUGAGACAUCUUACCUUACUGUGGUUCUCGAUAGGAUACAUGACUUGGCUCAGUACUGGCGAAGCUAG
Messenger RNA from Laccaria bicolor S238N-H82, 2535 nucleotides. RefSeq lists its product as uncharacterized. The transcript is spliced from 15 exons. Lineage: Eukaryota; Fungi; Basidiomycota; Agaricomycetes; Agaricales; Hydnangiaceae. Gene Ontology annotation, biological process: endocytosis; autophagosome assembly; phosphatidylinositol-mediated signaling. Gene Ontology annotation, cellular component: cytoplasm; phosphatidylinositol 3-kinase complex, class III, type II; phagophore assembly site. Gene Ontology annotation, molecular function: 1-phosphatidylinositol-3-kinase activity. The coding region runs from base 1 to 2535 and encodes 844 amino acids. The record is from RefSeq and is a predicted model, not a curated record.